UUUCAUGACGAAGUGGUUUUCGUGUCCGAGAAGACAGGAAGAUACAACACCGUGGAAAAGGCUCAACGUUUGGCCCUACAGAGGGAGAUAGACAAAGAGUCCCAGUCCACGGUUUCAGUCAGAUCACUGAUGGUCCAAGCUGACACAGGCAACAGGCACAUUACCAUGAAGAAGACGAACAAGAAGAGUGGGAAGGACACCCACGCUGAGGAUGAGAUCUCAGAAAACACUUCCAUAAACCAGGGGAAUAGCGAAAGAGUGAAGAAGAAAAAGAAGAUGAAAGUAGAGACUCUGGUAGAAGAAGAGCAGGUUUCAUCCAAUGGGGAAUGGGGGAAUACGGAAGGAGAGCAGGUUUCAUCCAAUGGGGAAUGGGGGAAUACGGAAGGAGAUCAGGUUUCAUCCAAUGGGGAAUGGGGGAAUACGGAAGGAGAGCAGGUGAAACAGAAAGGAAAGAAGAAGAAGAAGAAGAAGUUGUUGUCUGGGACUGACACCAACGGUGAGGAAGUCAUGACUAAUGGAAAUGACGGAGGAGGGUGCGGCCAGGAGAAGAAGAAGAAGCAGAAAGGUGUUAACACUGUUAAAACGGAGCUAGAGACAGAACACAGUGGAUUAAAGGAUGAGAAAGGAGUAGUGGAAAAUGGGCAGAAGCUGAAAAAAAAGAAGCUCUCUCAGGCAGAAGAGACCGAGAUCAGCGUUGUCAAGGUAGAGGAAGGAGGGGUGAUAGAAAUAAAGAAAGGCAAGAAAACGAAGGGAAAAACAGAGGAAGAAAAGAAAGUGAAAAAGAUCCCUAAAGCUGCUGAACCAACUGAGGAGAGUCAGGAGGAGGAAGAGGGGGAGAUGAAGAAGAAGGGUAAGAAGAGAGCAGUCACUGAGAAAGGAGAGAUGAAAGAGAAAGAGUGCGGAGAGGCAGAGAAAGAAGUGGUAGUAAAGAAGAAGAAGGGAGCUGAGGCUACAGCAGCAGUACAGGAGGAGGAACAGAAUGACACCAAAAAGAAGAAGAAUAAACCCAAGUCCUCCAGCAACGCUGCAGACAUCACCAUGGAGACGGAGAGAAAGGAGGAGGGCAAGAAGAAGAAGGGAGCUGAGGCUACAGCAGCAGGACAGGAGGAGGAACAGAAUAACACCAAAAAGAAGAAGAAUAAACCCAAGUCCUCCAGCAACGCUGCAGACAUCACCAUGGAGACGGAGAGAAAGGAGGAGGGCAAGAAGAAGAAGGGAGCUGAGGCUACAGCAGCAGGACAGGAGGAGGAACAGAAUGACACCAAAAAGAAGAAGAAUAAACCCAAGUCCUCCAGCAACGCUGCAGACAUCACCAUGGAGACGGAGAGAAAGGAGGAGGGCAAGAAGAAGAAGGGAGCUGAGGCUACAGCAGCAGGACAGGAGGAGGAACAGAAUAACACCAAAAAGAAGAAGAAUAAACCCAAGUCCUCCAGCAGCGCUGCAGACAUCACCAUGGAGACGGAGAGAAAGGAGGAGGGCAAGAAGAAGAAGGGAGCUGAGGCUACAGCAGCAGGACAGGAGGAGGAACAGAAUAACACCAAAAAGAAGAAGAAUAAACCCAAGUCCUCCAGCAGCGCUGCAGACAUCACCAUGGAGAUGGAGAGAAAGGAGGAGGGCAAGAAGAAGAAGAGAAAGGCCUCUGCACUAACAGAGGAGGAGGAGGAUGUGUUGGUGGUGGACAAGCGGAAGCCCAAACAUAUGAAAAGGGUGGAUAUGACAGGAGUAGUGGAACAGGUGGAGGACGGAGAGAGCGAGGGAAGGAAAAAGAAGGUGAAGAAGAGCUCUGAGGUAGAGACAGAAAUGGAGGACAGCACCCCUCACCAGAAAGGGAAGAAGGUUAUGACGAAGGGGAAAAAGAAGAUAAAGGUGGAGAGCUGCGACCCUGAAUACCAGGAGAGGGACCAGACGGAUGUGGUUUUCCUGUCAGAGACCAGGGGAAACGCCUUCGAGAUCAAUAUUGAUCAGGGGAGACGCCUGGCCCUGCAGAAUGAGAUCGACCAGAAGUCCAGUCCAGUCCAACUCAAAGCAGCACCGCUACCAUCGGGUUUGGGCCAGUGGGGCACUGCCCAGUUUGACAGUUCCGACCAACAUAGUAAGUUCCUGCGGUUGAUGGGCGGCUUAAAGAAGAGCGGGCAGCCAAUAGCAGCGGCGGUGCGACGGGAGGGCGGGCCAACAUGGCGCUGACUAAAGAUGGACAGCAGAGCUUGCAGCAAGGCCUACUGGGGGAGUUUGAGCGCGCUCAGUCGCGCCGCAUGGACUUCACGGGAAGGGGGGCGGGACUUGGGUUCUCGGCGCCGUCAAAUAAGAAGUUCUCAAUUGACAUCAACACAACCCGAUCGGUGCGCUUCGAUGACUGAGUCGGGACAGACCCUUGAGUGUGUGUGUCUAGCAUCCAAAAUGGAUUUGGGUGUGUGUGUGUGUGUGUACCUUUUCUCUUGCAGGGUCUUGGGGGUGUCUGUCUGUGAAUGUGGUGUGUAUGAAUGUAUAUACGGUACCACUCAGAAGUUUGGACACACCUACUCAUCACAGGGUUUUUCUUUAUUUUUACUACAUUGUAGAAUAACAGUGAAGUCAUCAAAACUAUGAAAUAACACAUGGAAUCAUGUAGUAACCCAAAAAGUGUUAAACAAAUCAAAAUAUAUUUUAUAUUUGAGAUUCUUCAAAGUAGCCACCCUUUGCCUUGAUGACAACUUUGCACACUCUUGGCAAAUAUAUUUUGAUUUGAUAUUUUGACUAUUUUUGGUUACUACAUGAUUCCAUAGUUUUGAUGUCUUCACUAUUAUUCUACAAUGUAGAAAACAGUCAAAAUAAAGAGAGAUCCUGGAAUGAGGUGUGUCCAAACUUUUGACUGGUAACAAAAAUAUAAAUGCAACAAUUUCAAUGAUUUUAACGAGUACAAUUAUAAAGAAAUCAGAAAUAAAUCCAUUAGGCCCUAAUCUAUAGAUUUCACAUGACUGGGCAGGGGUGCAGCCAUGGAUGGGCCUGUGAGGGCAUAGGCCCACCCACUGGGGAGCCAGGUCCAGCCAAUCAGAAAAGGCUUUUCCCCACAAAAAGGUUUUAUUACAGACAGAAAUGCUCAGUUUUAUCAGCUGUCCGGGUGGAUGGUCUCAGACGAUCCCGCAGGUGAAGGAGACUGAACGCCGAGGUCCUGGGCUGGCUUGGUUACACGAGGUCUGUGGUUGUGAGGCCGUUUGACAUUGGAGGCAGCUUAUGGUAGAGAAAUUAACAUUCAAAUCUUUGGCAACAGCUCUGGUGGACAUUCCAGCAGUCAGGAUACCAGUUGCACACGCCCUCAGAACUUCAUCUGUGGCAUUGUGUUGUGACAAACCCGCACGUUUUAGAGUGGCCUUUUGUACCCAGCACAAGGUGCACCUGUGUAAUGAUCAUGCUGUUUAAUCCGCUUCUUGAUAUGCCACACCUGUCAGGUGGAUGGAUUAUCUUGGCAAAGAAGAAACGCUCACUAACAUGGAUGUAAACGUAUGUGUGCACAAUGAAAGAAAUAACAUGUGUGUGUGUAUGGAACAUUUCUGGGAUCUUUUAUUUCAGCUCAUGAAACAUGGGACCAACACAUUUAUAUUUUUGUUCAGUGUAUAGGAGUACUGUGUGACAGAGCUGCACCGAGCCACCGGUGGUAUCAAUGAGAGCAGAGCUGUGUGUGUUUCUGCCUUCUGACUGGUCCAGUAUGUGAUGCUUCCUGGCUGUAUGAUAUGAGAAGGUUGUUAGCGUCCUGAAUUGCACCCUACAUAGUGCACUACUUUUGACCAGCGGGCCUAUGGGCCCUGUAGUGCACUACUUUUGACCAGC
Molecule: messenger RNA, 3804 nt
Organism: Oncorhynchus masou masou (cherry salmon)
Lineage: Eukaryota; Metazoa; Chordata; Actinopteri; Salmoniformes; Salmonidae
Gene: knop1
Product: lysine-rich nucleolar protein 1
Exons: 6
Coding region: 130-2184 (684 amino acids)
Source: RefSeq, a predicted model, not a curated record